Molecule: messenger RNA, 3379 nt
Organism: Astyanax mexicanus (Mexican tetra)
Lineage: Eukaryota; Metazoa; Chordata; Actinopteri; Characiformes; Acestrorhamphidae
Gene: tecrb
Product: trans-2,3-enoyl-CoA reductase b
Exons: 11
Coding region: 141-1187 (348 amino acids)
Biological process (GO): very long-chain fatty acid biosynthetic process
Molecular function (GO): oxidoreductase activity, acting on the CH-CH group of donors
Source: RefSeq, a predicted model, not a curated record
AGGUCUGAGGGGCGAGAGAGGUUUAUUAUCAGUGGGGGAGAGCUGCAGCUGACGGGCUGGACGGGCUGGUCAGGGGGCUGCUCUGGUUUCAGAGGGUUUAGCGGGCUCGCGGACGGGCAGAUUAGAGCGAGAGUGGGGAUAUGGAUGCGUUGGCUUUAGAAGCCACCCAGCCUAAGAAGGUUGCGGCCCCCGCGGCGGCUCCGGGCCCCUCGGCCCCCGCGCCCACCAAGCGCAAACCCGCCAAAAAAACUAAGAAAGCUGUGGUCUUUUUCGAGGUGGAGAUUCUGGACGCCAAGACCAAGGACAAGCUCUGCUUCCUGGAUAAGGUGGAGCCCAAUGCGACCAUCGGAGAGAUCAAGUCGAUGUUCCACAGGAGCCACCCUCAGUGGUAUCCUGCCAGACAGUCCAUUCGUCUUGACCCCAAGGGGAAGUCUCUGAAGGAUGAAGAUGUUCUACAGCACCUUCCUGUGGGUACCACAGCAACCUUCUACUUCAGAGACCUCGGAGCACAGAUCAGCUGGGUCACGGUGUUUUUAACAGAGUACGCGGGUCCUCUGUUGAUCUACCUGAUGUUUUAUUUCCGGGUGCCGUUCAUCUACGCCCCCAAAUACGACUUCACCACCAGCAAGCACUGGGUCGUACAUUUGGCUUGUAUGUGUCACUCCUUCCACUACGUUAAGAGACUUCUAGAGACACUGUUCGUCCAUCGCUUCUCUCACGGGACGAUGCCGCUCCGCAACAUCUUUAAGAACUGCACGUAUUACUGGGGUUUUGCUGCAUGGAUGGCGUACUACAUCAACCACCCACUCUACACACCACCCAUUUAUGGGGAGCAGCAGGUGAAGAUGGCGCUCAUCAUCUUCCUGUUCUGUCAGAUCGGUAACUUCUCCAUCCACAUCGCACUGAGGAACCUCAGACCUCCAGGCUCUAAGACCAGGAAGAUUCCCUAUCCGACUAAAAACCCCUUCACCUGGAUCUUCCUGCUGGUGUCCUGCCCCAACUACACCUAUGAGUUGGGUUCCUGGCUGGGCUUCACUCUGAUGACGCAGUGUCUACCGGUGGCUUUCUUCACCCUGGUGGGCUUCAUCCAGAUGACCGUAUGGGCCAAAGGGAAACACCGCAGCUACCUGAAGGAGUUCCGCGACUACCCCCCUCUCCGCUCGCCCAUCCUGCCCUUUAUACUGUAGAGCGGCCUCGUUCCAAUCGCUCCAAUCGUUCCAAUCCACCACCAUCCAGCUGCCCUGCUUUCGUUCCCUAACCCUAAACCCUUAACUCUACCUAUCUGUUCAGAAACCUUCCAGAGUCCACCAACAACCAGCCAAGUUCAUCCUGAUUCCUCAGCUCUCCAACAGAGUCGGGCCGAGUCCCAAACGCAGCUUCGCCUUGACCCCUCGUUCCCUAAAUCCUUAACUCUAGCUGUCUGUUCAGAAACCUUCCCGAUUCCAUCAACAACCAGCCAACUUCAUCGGAUUCCUCAACUCUCCAACAGAGCCGGGCCGAGUCCCAAACGCAGCUUCGCCUCGACCCCUCGUUCCCUAAACGCUUCCCCUGUCUAAAGCCCUUCUCUCAGCACUGAAGAAGAACAACAACAACUUCAAAGCAUUACUUACAGCAUUAGCAAAAAGGUAUCGGUCAAAUAUACAGUUUUUUUCCUUUAAAUCCGAUGUAGUUGAUCAGUUAAGGCAUGUUUGGUGCCUCGCAAGAUGUUCUGGAACUAUGAUGCUAAUGUUGCUAAUUUAUAAUGAAAGCUUAUGUACACCGAUUAGCAUUACCUACAAAUGUGAGAUAGAAAUGAUCAACUACUUUGGGUUAAAGGGAAAUAAAGAGUAGAUAUGAUUUAUUUUUUGUCUGAGUAUUACUGUAAUGUCUGCAAAUAUGGUCCACAGUGAUCUUACAUCAAGAAAAUGAGACUGUUUUUUGGAGUGUAGAUGAGGUACGUGUAGGUUCAGUUGCUAUAGUGUUCAGACUGCAGGUAAUUCAGAAUAAUUUUUCAGAUCGGACUGUCCACACUGUUUGUGGACAUUUGAAAGUGACCACAUCCGAUUUGGACUUUCUCUUACUCUGGAUUUGAUGAGGUCGUUGUUUGUCAAGUUGCAAAUGAUGUGUAAAAGGCAAGUUCAGAUCCAAUCUGAGACCCAGACUGAGAUCUGGAUACACUUUUAUUGACCAAAAAUUGGAUUUGGACUGAAAGUCUGAAAACAGCUUCUGACAUCCGAUUCGACCAUCAAGAGUGUUCAGACUGUACAAAUCGGAUUAUAAUUAUGUUUCAAACCCUCAUUCAUAUGUUUUUGCAAAAACAUAUUUGAUUAUAGUCAGAUUUGAUUAUAGUCACCUUUCACACCACCUUCAAACAUGAUUUAUAUUUGAUCUAGAUAAGCCAAAAAUCUGAUUUGGCCUGGCAGUCUGAACAUAAUCUUUGAAAUCCAGUUGGAGCAUCCAGGCUGAGAAACAUCGGGACAGAUCUGAUUAUAGUCAUACAUUUGAAAACCACCAACUAAUGUGGUUUGCAUUUAAUUUGAAGAAAAAAAAUCAGAUUAAAUCAAUCUGGUUAUGGUCUAGAUAUGAGCCAAAUCAGAUUUAGUCUGAAUUUAGGCUGAAAGUCUGAACAUAGCCUUUAAAAUCUGAUUUUAGCUGUGUAGGCAAAUUUGAAACUAACAACAAAUGUAGGUUGGAUUUGAUUUGUAAAAAUAAAUGUGGCUAGAUAUUCCAAAAAAUCAGAUUUGAACGGGCAGUCUAAACUCCAAAUGUGGUUUGGUUCUGAUUUACAUCAGAUUUUUUGGUAGUCAGGCAAUUUUGGAUACCGUCUGGAUACAAUGUAGAUAUGAUCUGAUUUUGAGCUGGCAGUCUGAAAACAGUUUUUAAAAUCCAGUUUAAGCAUCCAGAUUGUUUAGACUGAGAUGAAUCUGUAAAAAUCCUGUUACGAGUCUCUUUCAAGCCAGCAGAUUAGGUUGAUAGUAAACGAUGCAGCGUUUCUGUAAUGGUACUGGAAGUGAUGUGAUGUAAUGUGAUGUAAUGACUACUAAAAUCAGAUUACAGUAAUUAUUUUACCCUCAGCUUAGCGCUUCAGUCUAGUUUUAAUAGUAUUGGUUCAUCAGCAGCAGUGCUGAUCUCUUCAACACUGUAAAAACCCUCCAAAAAUAUACAACAAAUAUAUAAUAAUGUUACUGGGCUAACAGUUAUAUGAUGUAUGAAGCAGAACAUAAACCUGACAGAGCACAAACGUUGGAUUAUCGCUGUUCUCGAUGAUUUAUUCUUGUUGAUUUCUUGAAAAAAGAAAAGAGAAAUGAAGAAAAUCGAAGCGUUCUCUGGCACUUUUGUCUGAACACUGUUUACCAAUAUUAUUGUUUACAUUCUAAAUACACACUUAUUAAUUGUUUUA